CAGUCGCUGGCUCUUCCGACUCUCGGAGCAUUACGAAGAGCAGCUGAUCGUGCGCUUAUUUAUAUCAUUCUUCUCCAUAUUUUUAGUAUACGUUAUGGCCACUUUGCGUACGGUUCAAUGCGACUCAGCCGAAUUUGAACUUAGCCUUAUUGAGGGUGAUGUGGAAGACAAACGAGUGGCAAUGCUUUGCUUUGAGCCUUGGGUGGUAACACAAAAUGUGCUUAUGAUUCUCAUGUUGACGAUCUUCUUUUAUGGUCUUCCCCUCGUCUUUAAAGUGGGAUUGCUCGUCUUCAUUAGUGUCUCCCACAUUUUAACCAUAGAGGCGUACAUUUUUGCCUGGAAGCGAACUCGUUCGACCAAUGUUGGUCUACAAGCGGAACUAGCUCAUAUCUGGAAUAUCGUAACCAUGUGCUUGGUGGUAAUGCUUCAGGAGCUCCAUGUGACCUAUAUAAGUAAAGUGAAUUAUCACUCCAAGUUGCGCUAUGAAGAGAAACUCAGGCAGACUGAGAAUCGCACUCGAUCUAUACAGAUAAUACUGUCCAAUAUCUUGCCUACCCAUGUGGUUGAUAUAUUCCUGGAUCGUGCUCGGGGUGAGGAGCUCUUCUAUGAGAACUACAACAAGGUAGCCGUCAUGUUUGCCUACAUCGAGAACUUUCAACCGGAUAAAGUGGGUUUAAGGGUGCUCAAUGAAUAUAUUUGUUACUACGAUGAUCUAUUGGCUGAAUACGUGAGCAAUUUCAAAGUGGAGAAGAUCAAGGUUAUUGGCUGGACUUAUAUGGCAGCUUGUGGUUUGCAGCCGGAAAACAUGACGGAUUUCUCAAAACGCCGGCCGGAACGUCAUAGAAAACAACGCAGCAUUUUCAGAAGGAAUGGCCUCAGUUUUCGAGCUGCGGAGGAACACGAACUGCCAAGACGUAGCACCUUUCAGCCACGUUAUGUUCAUCCGGAGCUUAAGACCGAUGACAAUUGUGUACUGACCAUGCUCAACUUUGCUCUGGACAUGCUGCGUGUCAUGCAGGACAUUGCCCUGCAGAACAUGUACCUGGAUUACGGAGGAUCCAUGCGGGGACAGCUGAAGAUCGGCGUCUCUCAUGGUCCUGUUAUGGCCGGAGUUGUGGGUCUGUCACCGCCUCAUUAUGACAUCUGGGGACAUCCCGUCAACAUGGCCUCACGGAUGACUUCCACCGGAGUCCUGGGCGCCAUACAGGUCACCGAGAAUACGGCUUUGAUAUUGCGUUACUUUGACAUCAAGUGCGAUUAUCGGGGAAUGACGCAUGUCAAGGGCGUCGGAGAGAUUCCCACGUAUUUGGUCGCCAUGGAUGAGACUCUGAAUUUCCAGAACUACGACGAUGAGGAGAUGGAUACGUUGCUGAUCAUUAAUGAUAGUACUGUGCCGUCUUCUCCCGUCGAAUCUCGAGUAGUGUUCAUUGAUGUGCCCGAGUCCGUGAGCGAUGACACAGAGAAGGAGAAUGAGAAAGGCACGGAAACGGAUCGCAAACCGGGAGGAGGAACCGAUCAUUCCCAAUCUUAUAGUUAACUUAACAAUGUAACUUUUCUCUGUCUUAUCUGCUAAAUAAUCUUAACAUUAAACUAAAAAGUUAACAUCAAUUUAACUAUCUUUUUUACAGUCA
Drosophila innubila is the source of this 1631-nucleotide messenger RNA. Its product is annotated as adenylyl cyclase X E-like. Lineage: Eukaryota; Metazoa; Arthropoda; Insecta; Diptera; Drosophilidae. Gene Ontology annotation, biological process: intracellular signal transduction; cAMP biosynthetic process; adenylate cyclase-activating G protein-coupled receptor signaling pathway. The transcript has 6 exons. Gene Ontology annotation, molecular function: adenylate cyclase activity. The record is from RefSeq and is a predicted model, not a curated record. The coding region runs from base 95 to 1537 and encodes 480 amino acids.